Molecule: messenger RNA, 1280 nt
Organism: Uloborus diversus
Lineage: Eukaryota; Metazoa; Arthropoda; Arachnida; Araneae; Uloboridae
Product: myosin-1-like
Exons: 5
Coding region: 99-1058 (319 amino acids)
Source: RefSeq, a predicted model, not a curated record
AGCCAACAAACACGAUUCCCUCCUUCGCGCCUUAACGAGCCACUACUUGUCCCUCUUAGAUUCUGAGUAGUGCUCGCGUUUUUAUUCUAUCUUCUACAAUGGCUCCUAAAGGUGUUAGCAAUUGGCGUAGGCCUUAUACUUCUAUCUAUAAUGACAACUAUCGCUAUGGCACUGGACUUUACUCGGACACUCUCACAGACAUCGAAAAACGAUAUUCCGAUUCUUUAUCGAAAACUCAACUUCGAUCCGAUCGACCGGAUCUUGCAUUUACGACGUUUUCUGGCUCAAACCUAGCCUCAUCUCCAAAUCCUGCUGGAGAGUCAAACAGGGAAUUGGCCCGACAGAGUUCCAUGACCUCUUCGCCCAUCAAGGACCUCGUGAGGAGUCCAACCUUCGAAAGCAAGCUCAACUCGGCGAUGGCUUCGUCGUAUGCACUUGAUGACGAGGUCCAAGAUGUCAUCAACAGGCGGGAACAGAGGAAACAGCAAGCCAUUUCCAGAGUUUUCGAUGAAUCUACGAAAUCGAAAAGUAGGUCAGCGGAAGAGUCUAGCAGACCCAAGAGUCUGUAUGACGAUGCUUCUUUCUGGACCUUGCAGAAAACCACAGAACCUGAAAUCGAUAGUUCGAAACCUAAGCGCAAAUUCGGAACCGGACAUACUUCAACGAAUGGACCCAGUUCUUCCCAUUGGAGAGAAAAAAGUCGCGAACUCCAGGACCAAGUGGAUACCCUUGACAAAUCCAUGUCCGACGUGAGCAGCAAACUCCGAAAUGAACUGUCCACCCUCAAGUCCAGGUACCACACUGAAAUCAACGAUCUCAGCAGUUCCGUAGAAAACACUGGCCAGCAAGCCAGUGAACUACAGAAGGUCUGCAAAAGACAAGCCAAUCAGUUAUUGGAAUUGCAAUCUGCUUAUGAUGAUGCUCAACGAAACAUUAAUGAUGCACUAGAAGAGAUGAGUAUCUGGCAAAGUAAAUGCAAAUCUCUCAAAAAGGAAAUGGAUCGACUGAAGGAAGAAGUUGAGCAGGCAGUACACAAGAAAAGCAAAAACUAUGACUGAUGGAAUUCCAGAAGAGGUUGCAUAACAUAAUUCAAAUCAUGAUGUUUGAGUGAAAAUCCUUUUCCCCGUAGAUUUUCAUUUUAUCUGUAAUAGACAAUGUUUUGUGAACAUCUUUCAAAGACAUGGCAGUGUGUUAACAUCCUGUUGUCAUUCUUCAAAUGAUUAAUAUUGUCUCCUGAAUGACAAAACUUUGUAUUUAUCAAAUAAAUACUAAAAAAAUAG